AUGGGAGAAAUUCGUGAUGAAUUUGAUAAGAUUGACAAUGGUAUUCGUAAAAGAAAGGAUUCUGCUCGUAAUCAAGAAAAGUCAUCCGAACUAGAAGCCAUCAAAUGGAAUCAAACAGAGGAUUUUACUACUUAUACAACAAGAUUUUGCGAACUUGUUGAUGAUGCCGGACUGAAUGAUGCACCUGAUAAAUGCAAAGUAGAAUUAUUUUUGCAAUCACUUCCACAUGAUCUCAAUAAUAUUGUUCAAAAACAAAUCAAACUUCAGAAAGUUAUUAAUAGAGGCUUCCAACCUACUUUUGAAUAUGUAAUUACAAUUGCAACAAUGCAUGUUGAUGAAAUCAAAAAUAAAUCUUUAACCCAAUCACUCUGCUCGUUAUAUGAAGUUGUUGUUUUCAAUAAUAAGGAGACAGUUUUCCGUUACUUCAUCAUGUCAUUCGUAAUUUUUCUAGUAUUUUUGGUUCCAUAUAUAUUUUUUGAUAAACCAGAUGACUCUAUUUUUCGAGAUUUUGCAAAAUCAACUGAAGAUAUAGUCUCGAAAAUCAAUUCAGCCGAUCUUCCAGGAUCAAACGAGAUCAUGAAACAUACAGUAGAAUGUAAAAGAACUGCAAAUCUAAUCGAAAGAGAUCCAGCUUUUAAAGAUACAGGAGCUAUAAUUGCUACUAAGCUUCGAAAAUUUGGGGAAAGUGUUAUGGAAGCAGGAAAUGAUCUACAAGUAAUGUAUCGUAAAGGAUCCUAUGUCUUUGAAACUUUUAAAAUUGAAAUCGGAAUCAUGAUGAAUAGACUUGAUAUUCAAGAACCUAAUAAAGGCGAUUUCUUUAAAGAAAGAAUUAACAAAAUGAUUUUAGUGGUUCAAGAUUUUAGUAAUAAAAUUAAGAAAGCCAAAGACUCUAUUAUAGAUGCAGAGAAUAACCGAGAUGGACUUGAAAAGGAACUUAUAAGCGGAAUUAGAGAAGCAGAAAAGUUUAUGGAAUUAAAAGGAUUCUGGAAACCUGAUUCGGUUGAUUUGAGGAAAGCCGAAAAUGGAUUAGCUACAGUUAAUAACAUUUUUUUCCAUCUUAAAGGAGCAGCUUAUCGAUUGGAUGAUAUAAUUAAGAACUUGAGAAGAUAUGAAAAUAGUUUAUUCGAUGUAAACGCAGAAUUGGGAAGCAUUUUUAUUGUUACUAAACAGGAUUUUAAUUAUUUGUUAAAUUCUAUCGAUGUUUUGCAGCGUUACCAUCGCAAAUUUAUGGAAAAAGAAAAUAGUUAA
Messenger RNA from Cetraspora pellucida, 1248 nucleotides. The record is from the annotation of a GenBank genome assembly. Lineage: Eukaryota; Fungi; Glomeromycota; Glomeromycetes; Diversisporales; Gigasporaceae.